Messenger RNA from Heteronotia binoei (common prickly gecko), 558 nucleotides. Its product is annotated as thaicobrin-like. The record is from RefSeq and is a predicted model, not a curated record. Gene Ontology annotation, molecular function: protein binding. NCBI's taxonomy places the organism in Eukaryota, Metazoa, Chordata, Lepidosauria, Squamata, Gekkonidae. Bases 1 to 531 code for a protein of 176 amino acids. The transcript has 2 exons.
AUGGACAAAGGACAAAGUGCAGCCUUAGAACAGCAUGCAGCCAAAGUGAUUUUUGAUUCCAACACAGCGUAUCCGUGGCUCAUCAUAUCUCCAGAUGACAGGGUUUACGUGGAAUGGGGAAAUAGAUGCCAAAAUGUGCCGGACAAUCCGGAACGAUUCAGUAGCACUCCUGCUUUGCUGGGCCUCCCUGGGUUUUUAUCUGGGAAGCAUUACUGGGAGGUGGAGUACAGAGACCAGAGGGAGUGGGCAGUGGGGGUGGCCCUUGAGCGUGUGGACAGGAAGGUCUAUCUCAGGCUUGGUCCAGAGGAGGGCAUUUGGCAAGAGGGCCUCUGGUGGCAUCAGGCAUUGGAAAAUAAUUCCCACACACUUCCCAUAUGCCCUGGGAUCAUUGGGAUAUUUUUGGAUUAUGAAGCAGGUAUAGUGGCCUUUUACAUAGAGGGGAAAGUGAUUCUGAAAAGGGCUUCUUUCAACGGGGAGGUAGUGUUUCCUUUCUUCUAUGUGGGUAGAGAUGUUAAUCUCAAAUUAAUAUAGUGAACUGAUAAUUUGUAUUACUUUAAA